Molecule: messenger RNA, 2271 nt
Organism: Arabidopsis lyrata subsp. lyrata
Lineage: Eukaryota; Viridiplantae; Streptophyta; Magnoliopsida; Brassicales; Brassicaceae
Product: DELLA protein RGL2
Exons: 1
Coding region: 383-2020 (545 amino acids)
Biological process (GO): regulation of reactive oxygen species metabolic process; regulation of DNA-templated transcription; response to ethylene
Cellular component (GO): nucleus
Molecular function (GO): DNA-binding transcription factor activity; sequence-specific DNA binding
Source: RefSeq, a predicted model, not a curated record
AAAACGAGUGAAGUUCUUGGAGUUAGUAAAAAAAGAAAGAAAGAAAGAGAGAAACAGAUGCCGAACAAUAGUGGCAUGCUCUGAUUCUUAUCUCUUAAACACACUUCACAGUCACUUCUCUCAUUGGACCUCUCCCCCUCACUCCCUCGUGUUUUUUAUAUGUUGUUCCUCUCAGAAUCUCUCCUUUCUUUGCACAAAAAUUGUCUGUAACCAAAUCACAAAAAAGACCCACAAUUUUCCUUUUUUCAAAUCCCCAUUAGUACAAAACCUUACCAACCCAUGAAGUAAAGUAAACUCCUUUCUUAUAAUAAAUAUCCAAACUCUCUUUUGUUCUUAUUUUCCAACUUCAUCAGUCUCUUAACUCAUCACAAGAACAAGAAAGAUGAAGAGAGGACAUGGAGAAACAUGGGAUCCACCACCAGCUUCUCGUUCCAGAGAAGGUCCUUCAAUGGCGGAUAAGAAGAAGGUUGCUGAUGACAACAACAACAUGGAUGAUGAGCUUCUUGCUGUUCUUGGUUACAAGGUUCGAUCUUCUGAGAUGGCUGAAGUAGCACAGAAGCUUGAGCAACUUGAGAUGGUCUUAUCUAAUGAUGAUGUUGGUUCUACUGUCUUAAACGACACUGUUCAUUAUAACCCAUCUGAUCUCUCUACAUGGGUCGAGAGCAUGCUCUCUGAGCUUAACAACCCAACUUCUUCGGAUCUUGACCCGACCCGAAGUUGUGUGGAUAGAUCCGAAUACGAUCUGCGAGCAAUUCCGGGUCUUUCUGCGUUUCCAAAGGAAGAGGAAGUCUUUGACGAGGAAGCUAGCAGCAAAAGGAUCCGACUCGGAUCCUGGUGCGAAUCGGCUGGUGAGUCAACUCGGUCUGUGGUGCUCGUUGACUCUCAGGAGACCGGAGUUAGACUCGUCCACGCGCUGGUGGCGUGCGCUGAAGCGAUUCAGCAGGAGAAUCUCAACUUAGCUGACGCGCUCGUUAAACGCGUGGGAACACUCGCGGCUUCUCAAGCUGGAGCUAUGGGAAAAGUCGCUACGUAUUUUGCUCAAGCCUUGGCUCGUCGUAUUUACCGUGAUUACACGGCGGAGACGGACGUCUCAGGCGGCUCCUUCGAAGAGGUUUUGCAGAUGCACUUCUACGAUUCUUGCCCUUACCUAAAAUUCGCUCAUUUCACGGCGAACCAAGCGAUUCUAGAAGCUGUCGCGACGGCGCGUAGAGUUCACGUCAUCGAUUUAGGGCUUAAUCAAGGGAUGCAGUGGCCUGCUUUAAUGCAAGCUUUAGCUCUCCGACCCGGUGGUCCUCCGUCGUUUCGUCUCACCGGAAUCGGACCACCGCAGACGGAGAAUUCAGAUUCGCUUCAACAAUUAGGUUGGAAAUUAGCUCAAUUCGCUCAAAACAUGGGCGUUGAAUUCGAAUUCAAAGGUUUAGCCACUGAGAGUUUGUCGGAUCUAGAACCCGAAAUGUUCGAAACCCGACCCGAUUCCGAAACCUUAGUGGUUAAUUCGGUUUUUGAGCUUCACCGGUUAUUAGCCCGAUCCGGUUCAAUCGAAAAGCUUCUCAACACGGUUAAAGCUAUUAAACCGAGUAUUAUAACGGUGGUUGAGCAAGAAGCGAACCACAACGGAAUCGUCUUCCUCGAUAGGUUCAACGAAGCGCUUCAUUACUACUCGAGCCUGUUUGACUCGCUCGAAGACAGUGGUAGCUUACCGAGUCAAGACCGAGUUAUGUCAGAAGUGUACUUAGGGAGACAAAUACUAAACGUUGUUGCGGCGGAAGGAUCCGAUCGGGUCGAGCGACACGAGACGGUGGCACAGUGGAGGAUCCGGAUGAAAUCCGCUGGGUUUGACCCGGUUCAUCUCGGAUCUAGCGCGUUUAAACAAGCGAGCAUGCUUUUAUCGCUUUACGCUACCGGAGAUGGAUACAGAGUUGAAGAAAAUGACGGUUGUUUAAUGAUUGGGUGGCAGACGCGACCACUCAUCACAACCUCGGCGUGGAAACUCGCCGGCGGUGGCGAGUCGCGGCGGUAGAGAUGACUUGCAUGAAACCUGGAAAAUAAUAAAUGUUUUAAAAAAUUAGGAAAAGAGACCGUAACUUUAGUGUGUUUUUACUUUUUAGCCCGAAGUUUUUGUGUGUUUAACCGUUUUGCCUAAAUGUUUACAACUUUAUCUUUUUGGACCUUGUGCGUAUCUUUGAGAACGAGUAAAAUCUUGUAUCGUAGAUCGAGCCAAGUAAGUUUUCAAUAAAUGUGGAAGGAUAAUAAACGAUUCUGUAUGUUUUU